AUGUCUGCGUCUUGUAAUCUGAUCAGGAGAGCACAUUGGCGGCGGCCGCUCCGCCAGGCCAGGCCAGACCAGGUGAGCGAAAAGGCAGAGUUUGCUGAACCUUCAAAGCGAAAACACAUCAUCAAGCGACGCGGCGCCCUCACCCCCCGUUCCUUCGUAAUUACCGACCCCGCUUCCGCUCAGCAGCCCGCGGUGGUUGUCCAGCCACCAACCUUUGGGGGACUGUCCUUCGUGCCGCCGCCCCAGCCAUCGCUGGUCUCGGUGACACAACCCGGCUCUCCCCAGUUAGGACUCUCCCAGGGCCUCCUGCCGCCGCUGCCCACUUCCUGCCCCAGCACCUCCUCCCUGGUGCACGCCGCGUACCAUGGCAGCCUGUACCACUUCUCGUGGUGCUACUACCAGCCCUACCAGCGCUUCACCCACCAGCAGGCAGCAGAUUAUUGCGGCAGCCUCAACCACUUCGGGCAACCGUACCACUUCCAGGUGCUUAGGAUUGAUGACUCCACCGAGAUCUCGUUCAUCCACUACUUGCUGAGCUACUACGCCCAAGCCGCCGUGUGGACCAUAGACACCACCGCCACCGCGCCCUAUAGCCUCCGCAGGUUCAUCAACAGGUCCGGCGUUCACCAUACUGGCCAUGACUGCCUGUCCGUGGAGGCCUCCCUGCUCGCUCUGCACAGCAUCUGGGUGCACGAGAACGCUUGCUCGGACGCCAAGCUGGUCGUCUGCGAGGCGCGCUACUAACCACACUAGCCACGUGUGGAAUCUACAUAAAAAUAAUAGAAUGUUCGUUAUGACUUGUCGGGAGUAAUAAACACUGCAACGAUGAAA
Messenger RNA from Scylla paramamosain (green mud crab), 831 nucleotides. RefSeq lists its product as uncharacterized. The transcript has 6 exons. The record is from RefSeq and is a predicted model, not a curated record. The coding region runs from base 1 to 744 and encodes 247 amino acids. NCBI's taxonomy places the organism in Eukaryota, Metazoa, Arthropoda, Malacostraca, Decapoda, Portunidae.